GCAGGCUCAGAAAUCAGGAGCUGAAACCGGCUAGAGCAGAGAUUUGAGAUCACCAAUAGAACAUUGAAGAAGUGUCAGAGUAAUUCAUGAGGAUUGGAUGACGCUUUAAGCAUGUGUCAGCGCAUCGAUGAUGUCAUGAAGCUGUGUUGCGAGUUAUCAGCCAAUCAGCAGAUCCAGACCACAGUGAAAGGCUCAGGGAAGGGGGCAGCGGCGGCGGGGGGGCUGGCCUUCGCUGGAGGGCUGGUCGGGGGGCCUCUCGGUAUAGCAGUCGGAGGCGCUGUCGGAGGCCUGCUGGGCUGCUGGCUGACCAGUGGACAGUUCAAACCUCUGCCUCAGAUCAUCAUGGAGCUCAGUCCUCAGCAGCAGCAGAAGCUCUACGACGACCUCGUGGUCGUCCUGGGAGACAUUCAGUGGACGGAUUUGGCUCAGCUCACGGCGUUGGUGAUGGGAAACGCCACCCUGAAGCAGCAGCUCACCGGCGCCCUGCUCGGCUACAUCACCAAGGAGCUGCAGGCCAACGUGCACUAUAUGGACUAAUGACCUGCUUCAGGGGGACGUGGACUGACUCUGGAGCUGGAGAGACUUUGAUCGAAUGUGAAAAACACAGGAUGUUAACUUGCACACACACCUACUGGAAACACUGGUUAAUAAUGUAUCCUCCAUAUUGUGAAAAAUACUUAAAGACGAAGCCUCCGAAGUACUAAGAGCUGCUCCUAGUGACACAAUUCUAAGAAGUCUAAGAAUUUCCCCUGAAAGUUCAGACUAGAUCCUGGUACAAAUGAAAGUUAUCCACAAAACGUCUUAGCCCUUAAGAGAGCUAGUGAGGAGGACUUUUUAACAGGCUGAGGAGAAAAAAGAGAAAUGUUCUUCAAACACUACAUGAAGAACAUUAUUGAAUCAUAGUUGGGCAGAACAGACAAAAAUGAUUCAUAAUUACUGAAUGUCUGACUCUAGAUUCUAUGUUUGACUUUUUUCUCCAUUUUCUUGGAUUAAGCAAUCACAGCUUCUGAAAAAAAGUUGUCAUACCUAGCAACGGGGUGGACCCCGCCUCCUCACUAAGAUAAGAGUUUCUGUCUCUUCCUCGCUCAGAGUCGCUCUGAGAAUGUUGCUAAAUCACUCCUAGGUUAAAAUCCAGUUGCUGUGAUUUUUUAUGCUAAGUUAGGAGCUCUCUGAGGAUCUGAAUACGGGUCCCGCUGAAUUUAUUCUCGGAAGUGCAAUUAUUUAUUGAAAUGGAUUAUUUAUUACGCUUUAUAGGGGCUGGUAAUCAUGUCUGACUUUAAAGUUCCCCCGACAGUAAAGUUCAGUGUUUAGAUAUAAAGAGGUUAGACACUGGAGGAGAGCAAACUGUACAAAUAUCUAAUACAUAUAAAAGGUUAAGAAGAGGAGGAAUAUACCAGCGUCUGUGUUUAAUACAAAGCUGUCACUGAGAGAAACUCUUUAUUGCUGUGAAGGAUUUCAUCCAUUAAAAUGAAGUGUUUGUAUUUCA
Labrus mixtus (cuckoo wrasse) is the source of this 1486-nucleotide messenger RNA. RefSeq names its product protein C19orf12 homolog. Lineage: Eukaryota; Metazoa; Chordata; Actinopteri; Labriformes; Labridae. Bases 112 to 537 code for a protein of 141 amino acids. The transcript is spliced from 4 exons. The record is from RefSeq and is a predicted model, not a curated record.